AUGAGUUACAAGAAUCUUGAGUCUUUAAAGGGAGAUGUUUAUCCUGUGGAGUACUACAAUAGGUUCUCAAUGAAUCAAGUCCUUGACCCCCAUUGGGGUGUGCUUUAUGAAGAAGAUAGUCUGGCUGCAGGUCCUACAGAAAUGGAGGGUCUAGCUCGGAUUACAAGUGUGAUUCGUGGAACAGAUGAAUCUAUUGAGAAAUUGAUGUUCAUUUUCAAGGGACAAAAACGUCUUUUAGUGAUAGUGAGAGGGAGGAAAAUCGCAGGGGUUACGUUUUCCAGUGAUUUGAUUAAGCAGAUGCGUGAGAUUGAGCAACAAAUAAGUGGGGUUACAAUUGGAAUGGUUGUUUCCAGAGUUGUGGGUCCGGUCAGUAAAGCGAAUACAAGGAAGGGAAUUAGAGGCGGGAGUCUGAGAUUGGCAAGAUGGAAUCAUAGGCGAGAGUCUGGGGUUACAGAAUUUGCCUUCGACUUUGAGUUCUUCCAUGUCAUUGCCUUUACAGUUGCUGUUAAGAUUGUUUCCUAUAAUCUGUGCUGUUUCUUGGAAAUUGAUCUAGGCCAUUUGAAAGUGACCAAUGAAGUUAGUUGGCAUGGACCUGCGGAAGAUCAAGCAUCUGUUCAUCGUGACUACUUUCUCGGAUUUCGUUUUCACCAGCUGUCUUGCCAUGAAUUUGGACCAUCUGUUCUGAAGUUCCCAAGUGCAGAAAAGUUCAGUGAAGUUGCUAAAUUUAUUGGAACAAAGUUUUCUUCUUCAGAAUCCAUUAACUUCACUGCUGACAUUUCUAAAGUAGAAUGA
Molecule: messenger RNA, 792 nt
Organism: Lactuca saligna
Lineage: Eukaryota; Viridiplantae; Streptophyta; Magnoliopsida; Asterales; Asteraceae
Source: the annotation of a GenBank genome assembly